ACCGGAAGUUACAGCGUACUGCUGCGUUUAUUUUUCCAUGUAGCUAAAGUCUUUAACCUACUGGAUAUUUUUAAACUAAACCUUACAGUUUUCGAGGGAGGAAGGGCAGAGGACGUUGUUUGCUCAACACGGGAUUUUAAGGAGGAAGCACCAUGAUGGUCCCCAUCUUCACCCUAAAGCUGAACCACAAGAUUAACCCUCGCAUGGUGGCUGUAGGGAAAUAUGAUGGGAUUCACCCAUGUCUUACUGCAGCUACUCAAGCUGGAAAGGUGUUCAUCCACAACCCUCACACUCGCGCUCAGAGACCCGGCGCUCAUCGACUGAGCCAAAGCACCCAGGACUCCGACGUCUCCCUCCUCAACAUCAACCAGGCUGUGACCUGUUUGACUGCAGGGGUGCUUGGACCAAACACCGCCGGGGACACGCUGUUAGUGGGCUCUCAGACCAACCUGCUGGCCUAUGACGUCCAUGACAACGCAGACAUAUUUUACAGAGAGGUGACAGAUGGAGCGAAUGCCAUCGUGUUGGGAAAACUCGGUGACAUCCCUUCUCCUCUUGCUAUCAUCGGGGGGAACUGUGCCUUGCAAGGCUUCAACUACGAAGGAAACGACCAGUUCUGGACAGUAACUGGAGAUAAUGUGAGGUCUCUGGUGCUGUGUGAUUUCACUGGGGAUGGAAAAAAUGAGCUGCUGGUGGGAUCUGAGGACUUUGACAUCAGGGUCUUCAGAGAGGAUGAGCUGGUGUCAGAGAUGACUGAAAAUGAGACCGUGACAUCGUUGUGUCACAUGCACGGUAGCAGGUUUGGCUACGCUCUGGCUAACGGUACGGUUGGAGUCUACGACCGUACCGCUCGCUACUGGAGGAUCAAGUCUAAGAACCACGCCAUGAGCAUCCACGCCUUUGACCUGAACGCUGACGGAGUGGCGGAGCUCAUCACCGGCUGGUCCAACGGGAAGAUCGAUGCACGAAGCGACCGCACCGGCGAGGUCAUCUUCAAAGACAACUUCUCCUCCUCUGUAGCUGGAGUGGUGGAGGGAGACUACAGGUUGGACGGGCAGAAACAGCUCAUCUGUGCCUCCACAGAGGGGGAGGUACGAGGUUACCUGCCUGCCAGCAAGGACCUGAAGGGGAAUCUGAUGGACUCCAGCGCCGAGCAGGACCUGGUCCGAGAGCUCAGCCAGCGCCGACAGAACCUGUUGCUCGAGCUUCGGAACUAUGAAGAGAACGCAAAGGGCGUUCCUCAGUCCAACGGUGGGAUGGGGGUCAUCCCGGCCAACACGCAGCUGCAGACUGCAUUGUCAGUCAGGCCCGCUACAGAAGCCCAGAAGGCUCAUGUAGAGCUCAGCAUUUCAACACCCAAUGAAACCAUCAUCCGUGCGGUGCUCAUCUUUGCUGAGGGAAUAUUUGAGGGGGAGAGUCACGUUGUCCACCCCAGUGUCCAGAACCUGUCGGGCUGUGUCCGAGUCCCCAUCGUCCCUCCUAAAGACAUCCCAGUGGAUCUGCACAUCAAAGCCUUUGUUGGAGGCAAAACGUGCACGCAGUUCCACGUGUUUGAAAUCACACGCCAGCUGCCUCGCUUCUCCAUGUACGAGCUCACAGACGACUCCUCCACUCCUCUGCCCACAGGAAGGGUUACCUUCAGCGUCAACGACCGGCCGCAGAGGGUGGUGAUGUGGCUGAACCAGAACUUCCUGCUUCCAGAAGGAGUGGAGAGUCCAAACGUCACCUUCAGCUCACUCAGAGGAAGUGGACUUAUAUCCUUUAACAUGGCCGCUAACGGACAGAUCGUCCUGAGAACUGAUGACAUGGAUCUAGCAGGAGACCUGGUCCAGUCCCUGGCCUCCUUCCUGGCCAUAGAGGACCUGUCAGCAGAAGCAGAUUUCCCUGCGUACUUCGAGGAGCUCCGCAGCACCCUCACUGAGGUGGACGACUUCCACUCCGUCCAUCAGAAGCUAACUGCAGAAAUGGCCGACCACUCCAACUACAUCAGGAACAUGUUGGUUCAAGCAGAGGACGCCCGCCUGAUGUGCGACAUGGCCACCAUGAAGAAGCGGUACCGGGAGCUGUACGAUCUGAACCGGGACCUCAUCAACGAGUACAAGAUCCGCUCCAAUAACCACAACGCCCUUCUGGUCCGGCUGAAGUCCGUGAACCAGGCCAUCCAGAGAGCGGGCCGACUGCGAGUGGGGAAGCCGAAGAACCAGGUGAUCUCCGCCUGUCGGGACGCCAUCAAGAGCAACAACGUCAACACCCUGUUCAGGAUCAUGAGGGCCGGAGCUGCUUCCUCUUGAGGCUGAGAGGAGGAGGAGUCUCGAUGGGGCGGAGCU
This is a messenger RNA of Nematolebias whitei (Rio pearlfish), 2327 nucleotides long. It is a transcript of the gene bbs2, whose product is annotated as Bardet-Biedl syndrome 2. Gene Ontology annotation, cellular component: ciliary basal body; BBSome; membrane. NCBI's taxonomy places the organism in Eukaryota, Metazoa, Chordata, Actinopteri, Cyprinodontiformes, Rivulidae. Gene Ontology annotation, molecular function: protein binding. The transcript has 18 exons. The record is from RefSeq and is a predicted model, not a curated record. Gene Ontology annotation, biological process: non-motile cilium assembly. Bases 153 to 2291 code for a protein of 712 amino acids.